Messenger RNA from Passer montanus (Eurasian tree sparrow), 369 nucleotides. RefSeq names its product eukaryotic translation initiation factor 5A-1-like. The record is from RefSeq and is a predicted model, not a curated record. Lineage: Eukaryota; Metazoa; Chordata; Aves; Passeriformes; Passeridae. The transcript has a single exon. Gene Ontology annotation, biological process: positive regulation of translational elongation; positive regulation of translational termination. The coding region runs from base 40 to 354 and encodes 104 amino acids. Gene Ontology annotation, molecular function: ribosome binding; RNA binding; translation elongation factor activity.
AUCCCAUAUUUUUUUUGGGGUUCCCCCCCCAGAGAGGCGAUGGCCGACGACCUGGACUUCGAGACGGGCGACGCGGGGGCCUCGGCCACGUUCCCCAUGCAGUGCUCGGCGCUGCGCAAGAACGGCUUCGUGGUGCUCAAGGGCCGCCCCUGCAAGAUCGUGGAGAUGAGCACCUCCAAAACGGGCAAGCACGGCCACGCCAAGGUAGCCAGAACCCCGGGGAGGGGCUGGGCUUGGGGGGCGGGGCAAAAAAUUCCCAAGGAAAUCCCAAAAAUCCGGAGAAAAUCCCAAACUCCUGAGAUGAGUCAGCACCGAGUGAUCCCGGUUUCUGGAGAGCGUCUCGGAGCUUUUUAAGGGUUCUGAUCCCCU